This is a messenger RNA of Nanorana parkeri, 4603 nucleotides long. RefSeq names its product SLIT and NTRK like family member 5 (gene SLITRK5). Gene Ontology annotation, molecular function: protein binding. Bases 225 to 2930 code for a protein of 901 amino acids. Lineage: Eukaryota; Metazoa; Chordata; Amphibia; Anura; Dicroglossidae. Gene Ontology annotation, cellular component: membrane. Gene Ontology annotation, biological process: positive regulation of synapse assembly; regulation of presynapse assembly; axonogenesis. The transcript is spliced from 2 exons. The record is from RefSeq and is a predicted model, not a curated record.
UCCUCUCUCUCUAUCUCCCUAUAUCCUAUCGUGUCUCUACCUCCCCGCAAUCCCAUCGGUUUUGAGCUCACAAUGGGACGCCUAAAGCCGAAGGCUGCGUGCUGCUGGAGGCUGGGCAGUGCGGGCUGGGUGUCCGUCUGUCUGUGAGCAUUGCUGCUGCUGCUGCUGCCUGUCAGUCCGCAUUUGGCAGCCCGCCUCUUCUCCUGCCACCCUAUACACACUAGAUGCAUUUUUCUGGCUUGCCGCGAUGGUUGGGCCCUGGAUAUUUAAGUCUGAGAGCUAAGAUGUACCAUUGCUGCUCUGCAGUCACGUUCGACCAGGACUUAAACAAGAAAAUGCAGAUGUGGAUACUACAGACGAUUGCAUUUGCUUUGACAUCCCUGGUUCUCUCUUGGGCAGAAACUAUUGAAUCGUAUGGAGAGGUGUGUGACAAUUGCCCUUGUGAGGAGCGAGAUGGCAUUUUGUCAGUGAAUUGUGAAAACAGGGGGAUCAUUAGCCUUUCGGAGAUCACUCCUCCACGUUUUGCUAUCUACCAUCUCUUCCUGUUUGGGAAUCUGUUGAACCGCUUGUACCUGAACGAGUUUGUCAAUUACAGUGGGGCUUCUAUAUUACAUCUGGGGAAUAACGACAUCCAGGAGAUUGAGACGGGCUCAUUUAACGGGCUGCAGGGUCUAAAGAGGCUGCAUCUGAACAAUAACAAGCUGGAACUUCUUAAAAAUGACACCUUCCUCGGUCUAGAGAGCCUGGAAUAUCUGCAGGUCGAUUAUAAUUAUAUCAUCUCCAUCGAGCCCAACACCUUUAGCAGGCUCCACACUUUACAAGUCCUGAUACUCAACGACAAUCUCUUGUCCAGCUUGCCCAACAAUCUCUUUCGUUUUGUUCCCCUGACACAUUUAGACUUGAGAGGAAACAGGCUGAAAGUGCUUCCCUUUGUUGGCUUAUUAGAACACAUGGAUAAGGUGGUGGAGCUACAACUAGAGGAGAACCCGUGGAACUGCUCGUGCGAAUUAAUUGCCCUGAAGGAUUGGCUCUAUAGCAUCUCUUACUCUGCCCUAGUCGGUGACGUGGUUUGUGAAACUCCUUUUAGACUGUAUGGGAGAGAUCUGGAUGAGAUAUCCAAGCAGGAGUUGUGCCCCAGGAAACUGAUCCCCACUUAUGAGAUGCGACCUCCCGUCCCCAGGAGUACCAACGAGUACUUCCACACCACCCCCGCCUCUGUCAAUUCGGGGGCCACGAUCUCCUCUUCUGUUUACAAAAACCCCACCAAACCCAAAAGCACACGGCAGCCUACACGAUCCAGAGUGCGAGCCACUUCUCACCACCCUCCCAAAGAAAAUGGUUACAUUGCUUAUCAGACCAAAUCCCCUGUGCCUUUGGAGUGUCCUACAAACUGUACCUGCAAUUUACAGAUCUCCAAUCUGGGACUAAACGUCAACUGUCAGGAGAGAAAGAUUCAGAGCAUCUCCGAUUUACACCCGAAACCUUAUAACCCCAAAAAGAUGUACCUGACAGGUAAUUAUAUCACUCUGGUUCGCCGAUCUGACUUUAUUGACUCGACUGGCUUGGACCUCCUGCACCUUGGGAAUAAUCGCAUCUCAGUCAUCCAGGACCGAGCCUUUGGGGAUCUGACUAAUUUACGCCGGCUCUAUUUAAAUGGCAAUUCCAUUGAAAAGCUGACACCGGGCUUGUUUUAUGGCCUUCAGAGCCUUCAAUAUUUGUUCCUCCAAUAUAACUCCAUUAAAGUUAUAGAACGUGGGACGUUCGAGGCCGUUCCAAACCUGCACCUUCUAUUCCUUAACAACAACCUCCUGAAAUAUAUGCCAAGUAACAUUUUCUCGGGAUUGAGCCUCUCCCGGCUUAACAUGCGAAGUAACCACUUCUCGCAUUUGACGGUGAGCGGUGUGCUGGACCAGCUCAAGUCCCUGGUGCAGAUCGACCUCCAUGAGAACCCCUGGGAUUGUACGUGCGAUGUGGUCGGCAUGAAGCUCUGGCUGGAGCAGCUGAGCGUCGGGGUCUUGGUGGACGACGUGAUCUGCAAGACCCCUAAGAAAUUCUCAAUGAAGGAGAUGAGAUCGAUCAAAGCCGAUCAGCUUUGCCCAGAUUACUCUGACAUCGUGGUUCCCACGUCUACUCCUUCAGAGGAGCAGCCCCCAGAGAGCACCACCGCGUUUAUUUAUCCCAUUAAAGUCGACAACAAAGUGCCGAGCUCAGUGCCCUUGUCUGUGCUCAUACUGAGCCUGCUCUUGGUUUUCAUUAUGUCUGUGUUUGUGGCUGCAGGGCUCUUCGUCCUUGUAAUGAAGAGAAGGAAAAAAAAUCAGAAUGAGCCAGCCAGCACAAAUAACUCAGACGUGAGCUCAUUCAACAUGCAGUACAGCGUGUACAGCAACCGACCUCUGCCCAAAGUCAAGACCCCGGCCGGCCAUGUCUAUGAGUACAUCCCCCACCCUCUGGGUCACAUGUGUAAAAACCCCAUCUAUCGAUCGAGGGAAGGCAAUUCUGUGGAUGAUUACAAAGAUCUCCAUGAGCUGAAAGUCACCUAUAGGAACCACCUGGAAGAAGAAAGAGAGAGCAACCUGAGGAGCCCUGGCUACAGUGUCAGCACCAUCGAGCCAAGGGUUGAGCUUUCACCUGUGCAAGAUACAGAUCGUGUCUACAGAGGGAUCCUAGAACCCGACAAAGGACCUACACCCGGGACUAACAUUGAAUACAAGUAUAGCAACCCCCCACCGUUUACCUAUACCCCAAAAUACGAGGCAAAGCGUCAGUUUCUGCAUCCAGACAGGUUAAGAGAAGCUGUGCUUUACAGCACCCCUAGUACUGUCUAUGUGGAACCUAAUAGGAACGAGUAUUUGGAAUUAAAAGCUAAACUUAAUGUUGAGCCGGACUACCUCGAAGUGCUGGAAAAACAGACAACAUUUAGCCAGUUCUAGACUCCACCAUCUACACUAUUAUCUCUGAAACAAAGGACUACUCGAGGAUUUUGUUGCUUCAACCUACGGAUGAAGUGCCUUGGCACAAGAUUUUCAGCUGCAGCAAAUUCUACUGAAAGGGUGUGCAAUUUUCUCCUCUCUUUCUUCUUUUUUUUUUUUUUUAGGACAACCAUCAAUUGUACAAACUGGGCACAACACUUACUGUUCGAAAGCGUUCCUCCUAUUACUGCAGUCUGAGAAUUAAAGAGUUGGAAUCACUCUUGGUGCUAGGAGGUAUCUAUGAAGAGUAUACCAUGCUAUAACCCUUCAGACAAGGGUGGGUCUAAAUGACUUUUCUGGUGUUUUAGCAACUCCCUCCCCCUACGUUUAAUAUAAAAGGUCCAUUUUUACAGGAUGUAUUUGUAUGCUCUCCAGACUUUUGAAGCUCAAGCUAAAUGAUGUAAGCUAUUUACGAUCUUUAUGCAUCACCAUAGAUGGUGUAAGCAAAAUUCUGAAGUGCAAAGACAUAGAAUCUAUAACUUGGGUAGUCAAAAAUAAUUUAUUGUUGAAAUACGAAAUAUUUUAAUGUAGCACCUAUUUUUAUAUGCACAUUAGCAUUUCUUCUUCUUUUUUUUUUUCUUCUUCACUAUUCUUGUCUUUGAUUUGCUCAAAUGUGUUGCACUACAUAAAAGACACUGAGAUCCUGAGCUGUUAUAUGAAAAUUUGGCUAUGACAAUUCUACACGUUAAAAAAGUGACCAAAUAGUGAGUGUUUUAUGGCAAGUUUGUUGAUUGGUAUUGGUGAGAUGGUUGUUCUAUGAGAUGUACCUAGGAAAUGCUAAGUCAAAUCUAUAAUUGGGCACUUCAUAGAACUGAAUAGUGAGGGAUAUACAGGGAUACCCGGUUUUAAAAAGGGAAAAAAAAAUAAUUUCAUUUCAUUAGUGAACCAAAUGUAAUUUCUCGACUACUGUUGUAGUCAAAUUUGAAUGCAUUGUACAGACUAGUGUGUGUCCUGUCACCUGGUAGGUUUGACAUAUGGAAAUGUUCAAGCUUGGGGCAAAAAAAAACAAUUGUUUUAUUUUUUCAUUUAUUAAUUCUUUUUCAAAGCAAGCAGUGUGCUAAUGCAUGUAAUCAACGUAAAAGAAUAACAUAUGAGCUGCCAUAGCCAUUCAGCAUGCAUUCAUGAAACUAAGGAUUUAUAAUCCUUUGAUUUGGUUUCUGCCAGUGGAUUGAAAUGGCACAAAUUCAAGUUUCAAAGAAUAUUAUUGUUAAUGAAUACAGUAUGAAUUGGCUACUCAUACCCUGCUGUAUUCCUUAAUCCUUAAUGCCCAAUUUGAGGUUAAGACGUGAAAUAAUUAGGAAUAUUUUUCAUUGUUUAGAGCAUGUUACAUUCAUUUUUCAAUUGCUAUUAAGAUGCCAUGACUGUUUCAUUUUUAUGUAAUGAUCACAUUAUUAUUUUUUUCUCAUGUAAUAUUUGAAAAACAGGGUAAGCUGUGACAUAGCACACAUCACACACACACAGACACACACACACACACACACACAUCACACACACACCUAGAAAAUUAAUCUGGAAUAAAUGGCACUGAGUGCAAAGUUCCUAAUCAGGAUUCAUUUUCCUCUGUUUGUGGAGGAUUCAUGAGAGCAUUUCUCUAAUAUUUAUGUAUUUUGAAAUCUUUAUGAUGUAAAAAAAAA